CCUGCUUUGGCAGCCACAGAGUAAACCAAACUUCUGCAAAAUCACUCUUACCAACCACCAAAACCUCUUAAAAACAUACAAAUUUCUCACUAAAUUAACCAAAAAACUACCCAAAAAUCACAUCUUUUUUAAUCAGAAUUCUGCAAAAAUGGAGGAAUUAAUGGAAGUGGAAAACAAGCAAGUAAUACUAAAAGGGUACAUCGAUCGAGCUCCAUUGGAAUCAGACAUGGAAUUGAAAGUGGGAAAUCAAAUUAAGCUCAAAAUUUCAAAAGGGUGUAAUUCUGUUCUUGUAAAGAACCUCUAUCUUUCCUGUGAUCCUUACAUGAGAGCUCGAAUGCGCGAUUUUCAGGGUUCUUAUAUUCCACCUUUUGUUCCUGGCAAGCCUAUUGAAGGAUUCGGUGUCUCCAAAGUCAUAGAUUCAGAUGAUCCAAAUUUCCAGGCAGGAGAUAUUGUUUCAGGAUUUACAGGCUGGGAAGAAUACAGCUUAAUAGAGGAUACAAAGAAACUGAGGAAGAUUCAACAACAUGAUAUCCCUCUUUCUUAUCAUAUAGGUCUUCUUGGUAUGCCAGGAUUUACUGCUUAUGCAGGGUUUUACGAAAUCUGUUCUCCUAAAAAAGGGGAUCGUGUUUUCGUCUCUGCAGCUUCUGGAGCCGUUGGGCAGAUAGUUGGUCAACUUGCCAAAUUAUAUGGUUGCUAUGUUGUUGGUAGUGCAGGCACAAAAGAAAAGGUUGAUCUACUGAAAACUAAACUUGGAUUUGAUGAUGCUUUCAACUACAAAGAAGAACAAGACCUUGAUGCAACUCUUAAAAGAUUUUUUCCCGAGGGAAUCGACAUAUACUUUGAGAAUGUCGGAGGAGCCAUGCUAGACGCCGUCCUCUUAAACAUGAGAGUUCAUGGUAGAAUAGCUGUUUGUGGAAUGGUGUCUCAACAUAGCAACCAUGACAAAGAAGGGAUCCAUAACCUGUUUUCGAUCAUUAGAAACCGGCUCACAAUAAAAGGGUUUCUUCAGAGUGAUUACUUGCAUUUGUUUCCUAAAUUUGUAGAACAGGUUGGUGCUUACUAUAGGGAAGGGAAGAUUGUGUAUAUUGAAGAUAUGAAUGAAGGAUUAGAGAGCGCUCCUUCUGCUCUUGUUGGUCUCUUUACUGGUAAAAAUGUGGGUAAGCAGGUUGUUUGUGUGUCACGUGAUUGAUUCAAUCUCCGGAACUUGUUAGGGGUUUGGGAUUGAGUUGGGAGAAGGUAAGAGGACUUUCCCCGAAAAUUCCACUAGUGGGAUUGAAGCAUUGCGCUCCUGAACUAUAGGUUGGAAGGUGUUCUCUUUUCCACCGGAUCAAGCUUAACUUGGUCUAAAUCUCGUUAUUGAUUCAAUCUUCAGAGCUUGUUAAGGCUUUGGGAUCGAGUUCGGGAAAGGGUAAGAGGAUCUUGCUUCGAAAGUUCCCCUAGUGGGAUUGGGAUUGAAGCAUUGCGCUUCUGAACUUUGGGUUGACAGGUGUUCUCCUUUCCACCAGGUCAAGCUUAACUUCGUCUAAACGUAAGUGGAAGGUUCUUGAAUGUUGUUUGAUUGUAUGUAAAGUUGUAAACCAUCGUUCUUGAGAGUGCAUUAUUGUUUUUCUACAUUUAGUAGAGAGAUGCAAAUAUGUUAAUUGCUCUGUAAUUGUAUUCCAUCCAAGGGAUCAUAUUUCAUGUAGAGUUCGAGUUCUUACGUACAUAUUUGUUUAUGUUUAUGGCA
This is a messenger RNA of Spinacia oleracea (spinach), 1726 nucleotides long. Its product is annotated as 2-alkenal reductase (NADP(+)-dependent). Lineage: Eukaryota; Viridiplantae; Streptophyta; Magnoliopsida; Caryophyllales; Amaranthaceae. The record is from RefSeq and is a predicted model, not a curated record. The transcript has 5 exons. Gene Ontology annotation, molecular function: oxidoreductase activity, acting on the CH-CH group of donors, NAD or NADP as acceptor. The coding region runs from base 149 to 1189 and encodes 346 amino acids.